GGGAACUGUAGUUUCUGGAGGGAAAUAGUGUGUCCUGACUUCCCCCGGCGUGGAACUGUGCUUGGUGAGGAUGAACGGGAAGCGGCCCGCGGACCCCGGCCCAGCGCGGCCAAUGAAGAAGGGAAAGAAGCAGGUAGCGGCGGCGUUUUCGGACGCUGUCACGGAAGAAACAGUGAGGAAGCAGGUGGCUGAGGCCUGGAGCUGCCGGACGCCAUUCAGCCAUGAAGCUAUUGUCUUGGACAUGGAUCCUUUUCUUCACUGUGUAAUCCCAAACUUCAUCCAAAGCCAAGACUUCCUAGAAGGCCUUCAGAAGGAGCUUUUGAGUCUGGACUUCCAUGAAAAGUACAAUGAUUUGUAUAAGUUCCAGCAGUCUGAUGAUUUGAAGAAGAGAAAAGAGCCUCAUAUCUCAGCUUUAAGGAAACUUAUCUUUGAAGAUUUUCGGGACUGGCUUUCUAAGGUUUCCAGCAUUGAUCUAGAACCAACCAUUGACAUGUCGUGUGCUAAAUACGAGUUCACUGAUGCUCUGCUCUGCCAUGAUGAUGAGCUGGAGGGGCGCCGGAUCGCUUUCAUUCUGUACCUGGUUCCAUCCUGGGACAGGAACUUGGGAGGCACCCUAGAUCUUUACGACACUGAUGAACACUUUCAGCCAAAGCAGAUUGUCAAGUCUCUUCUCCCUUCAUGGAACAAACUGGUUUUCUUUGAAGUAUCUCCAGUAUCCUUUCACCAGGUGUCUGAAGUCCUGAGUGAAGAAACAUCACGUUUAUCUAUAAGUGGCUGGUUUCAUGGUCCUUCGUUAACCAGGCCUCCCGCCUACUUUGAACCCCCAAUCCCUCGAAACCCUCAUAUCCCACAAGACCAUGAAAUUCUGUAUGAGUGGAUCAACCCUGCUUAUCUGGAAAUGGACUAUCAAAUGCAAAUUCAAGAAGAAUUUGAGGAAAGGUCUGAAAUUCUCCUGAAGGAGUUUCUUAAGCCUGAGAAAUUUGCAAAGGUCUGUGAUGCCUUGGAGAAAGGAGAUGUGGAAUGGAAUAGCCGUGGUCCUCCAAAUAAAAGGUUUUAUGAGAAAGCGGAAGAAAGUAGUCUCCCUGAUAUCCUGAAGGAGUGCAUGGGCUUGUUUCGCUCCGAGGCGCUGUUCUUGCUACUCUCCAACUUCACCGGCCUGAAGCUCCACUUUUUGGCCCCAUCAGAAGAAGAUGAGCUUGAGGACAAAGGAGAUGGGGAAGCAGCCUGUGCUGCUGACAGCACUGAAGAAGGGACUAGCCAAAGCCCCUCAGGGCCCGAGACUAAACCGGCAGCUGUUGGCAGCCACAGUCAAGAGAGUGGAGAACAGGCAUACCUGGAAUCGCAGGAAGAUGAAGGAAAGAAAGAAUCAGGUGUUCCCACAUGCCAGGGGGAGCUGAGGCAUUGGAAGACUGGUCACUACACUUUAGUUCACGACAACAACAAGACUGAAUUUGCUUUGGACCUGUUUCUGUACUGUGGCUGUGAAGGCUGGGAGCCAGAAUAUGGUGGCUUUACUUCCUACAUUGCCAAAGGUGAAGAUGAAGAGCUGCUCGUAGUGAAUCCAGAAAACAAUUCCUUGGCGUUGGUCUAUAGAGACAGAGAAACUUUGAAAUUUGUGAAGCACAUUAACCACCGAAGCCUGGAGCAAAAGAAAACCUUCCCAAACAGAAGUGGUUUCUGGGACUUCGCAUUCGUCUAUUAUGAGUAACAGGACUGGGCAAAGCCAACUAGCAUCACUUCAUCAUGCCAGAAACUUGGAGUCUUCAUGGAGUGAAGGAAAGCAUGCAGGCUAACGGUGUCCUCAGAACAGGCUGUCCUUACUGGCUGUGCUAGUGCAUACCUGUAGUGCCGGCCUUGGGAGGCGGAGGAAGGGCCUCCAGUUCCAAGGUCGGUGUGGUCUGUGCAGUGAGACCCUGUCCCAUAACAAAACAUCCUUUUAUGGAACUCAUGAUUAUCCUCAACCUAGACAUUGGUCUCCAGCUAUGUACAUAUCCCUUGAUUUUUUUUAAACCCCCCCUCCUGCCCCAUACAAUUCUUUUGGUUCUAUAAUGACUGCCUCAGCAACUUCCUUCUAACUUUGGUGAUUUCUUUUUCUUUCUUUUUUUUUUUUGUGGUAAAAUAUAUAAUAACAUAAAAUUUAGCAGGGUAACUUUUUUUUAAUACUUUGCUUUGAGGUUCUUUGUUUUGAUUUUCUUUUGGCAGGGGUUUACUGUGUAGCCAGGCUAGCUCCGAACCACUGAUCCUUCCACCUCAAUCUCCAAGUGCUGGAACUGUAGGCCUGCGCCUCCAUGCCCACCAGUUCUUAGGUCAGUGGAAUGGAGCUCAUUGACGAGCUCCAGUGCAUCCAUCACUGCCAUCCGUAGCCACUGUUUCUGUCUUGCCACAGUGAAAUUCCAUGCCCUUCGAACAGUCUCACUUGCUACUGUCCCUUCUCUGUUAAUUUGACUAUUCGCCUUACUUGAAUCAUACAGUAUUUAUCCCUUCGUAAUUGGCUUGUUUCACUGAGCACAAAUCCUCAAGGUUCAUCGUUGUUCCCAGUGAUUUUUCUUCUUCACUUCUGUGUGGUUGUAGAAACGUGUGACCCUGACCAUGCUGAGCCUGAGAGCUGUGACACAGUUUGAGUCAUCCCAAUGCUCCCCACUGAUUCUCAGGACCUCAGACUUAGGUGGGUAGUGUUGCUUCCAUCGGAAAGGUCUGGCUGAAAACAGACAUAGCCCUGGGAAUUACGUGGCUGAGGAGGAGGCCAGGCUGCUUACUGCCUGUGUAUUUACUCGGAAUACUGUAGUGGCUCUUAACCUGAGGGCCGAGACACGUUCACAGAGGUCGCAUAUCAGAUAUCCUGCGUAUCAGAUGUUUACAUUAUGAUUCGUAACAGAAACAAAAUUACAGUGAUAAGUGGCAAUGAUUAAUAAUUUUAUGGUUGGGGGUCACCACAAUGUGAGGGGCUGUGUUAAGGGGUUACAGCAUUAGCACAGGUGAGAACCACUGGUCUACUGCCUUCCAGACAUAGAGCUGUGGCUUCUGUGAGUCUAGCCUAGCUUCCCAGGGACUGUGUUCCUAACUGCUGGCAGGCCAGGCUUGUUGCCGCCUCCUUCCUUUUGAAAGACUAGUGCUAAGAAGUCAAUUCAGAAUUACAAGCCCUCACUCUGCUUCCAUUCUUUUUCCUGCCCCUGCUUUGCCCCGUGGGGCUGUGACACAGCUCUUCCCACUGGUGGGUAUGCACAAUGGCUGAAGGAUGUUCUCAUCCCCCACCGUGUUCUUUGCUGCUCUCUCAAUUUCUCACCAUCCUUGCAGGUUUCAGCGUGGACUUUACUUAUUAAUAGGAAAAGCACUGGACCUCUGAAUUUCUCAUAUUUCUUUCAUGUCUUAAGACUCCAUCCAAGUACCAUCUGUCUUUUCCAAAGAUGGGCUUCAGUUCGUUUUCUUUGCCCCAUUGAGUAAAACAUUUAACAUUCAUAGCCUAAUGAAUACUUACAAGUUUUAGGUGUUCUGAUAUUAAUCACAAAACAAAGUUAAUGUUAAAUAAUGAUAUGAGAAUAUCCAGACCUACACUGAGAGGGCAUACAACUUUAAUCCCAGCUUUUAGGAGGUAGAGGCAAGAAGAUCAAGAGUUCAGGACUAUCCUCAACUACACAAUGAGUUCAAGGCCAGUCUGGGCAAUAGUAGACCUUAUCUCAAAAACAAAGAACAGGGAGUGGUGGCACAUGUCUUUAUCCCAGCACGUGGGAGACAGAGGCAAGCUGAUCUUUGUGGGUUCGAGGCCAACCUGGUCUACAGGGCUAUGUUACAUUGUGAGUCCCUGUCUGCAAAGUGGAGACCAUCCAAAUGGCGUUUGAGGGUUGUCUUCCCAUGCCAGGCAGUGAUGGGAGUUGUCCAUGUAUCCUGUUUUGGACUCCACAGCAUUAUAAACCACAGAGUAGUGCUCAAAUAGUAUUGCUUUGUUGCUAAUGGUUAAUUUUGAAGUUUGCUCUUUCUGAAUUGCUGCAGACUAAAGGCAGGCUCACACCCUCCUGCCCUCCUUCUCCCCCCCUCCAAUCUUUCCCUCCCUUCUUUCAGUUUGGGUUGCCACCAAUGCCCAGCCGCUUUCUUUUUCCUUGUUUUUCUGAAACAGGUAGGUACUCACUCUGCAGGCCAGGCUGACAUUAAACUCAGGGUCCUCGCUGGGCGGUGGUGGCGCACGCCUUUAAUCCCAGCACUCGGGAGGCAGAGGCAGGCGGAUCUCUGUGAGUUUGAGACCAGCCUGGUCUACCGAGCGAGUUCCAGGACAUAGUCCAAAAAACAAUACAGAGAAACCCUGUCUCGAAAAACCAAAAGAAAAAAGAAAAAAAGAAAAAAAACUCAAGGUCCUCCUGCUUCAGGCUCCUAUAUAGUAGGAUUAUAGCAGUAUUACUAUAUCCAGCUUCCUUGGUCUUUUUGUGUAUUCUCAUGAAUGGGCGAGAAAGAAUGAGUGUAGCUAACAUUUUGUCAGUGGAUUGACUCCAGCAAAACCCAGGGGAAAGUGCUAGAUAACGAAAGCAUCAUGUAAGCCAAAGCAUAUUUCACAGCAUUAUCCAACACCACCCAGCCUUUCCAGUCUGGAAACCUAUGUCUGAAUAUUAAUCUGUCUCCUUUAUCUCCAUAUACUUAUAGUCUGUCACCACAGCAGGGCCUUUACAAGACUGAGUUGAAAUGCCUGAAUGGAAAGAAUCCUGAAGGGCUGUUCUGUCUUUGCAGAGCCUCCAGGCCUGCAGGAACAGUCGAACCUGCGGGUUGCUUCCUGCUCUGAUGACACGGUUGCUUUUUUUUCCAUUUGUCAUGUGCCACAUCAUUGACGUUUCAGUGAGAUGAAGGUCAUAGGACAGUAGGCCCCUAAGUCUACAGUGGAGCUGAAGGAUUCCUAUACUCCAAAUCACUCGGGGUCAUGGUGACAACAGGCCACCUGUGUUGCCGCCGCAUAAGAGAACAGCACAUGCAGGCCGCCAUUUCUGUGUCCUUGUCACACACUGCUGCUCAGAGUGCACUGCUGUUAAGGCAUUAACUCCCAUGUGGCUUCAGGCAGGGUCUUCACAAGGUAUUCCAUGGCUAUGGGGGCUGGCAUUUCUGUGCAUAUUACUGCCCCGAAGACCACAGUAGAACAGGGGGAAGAGCAGUAGAACAGGGGGAAGGCAGUGAUGAUGGCAAUCGGAAGUGUGUAGGCCUGAGCCAGUGUGUGUGUCUUAGUUUUUAACAAAAAUUUCAGAACGUUUUUUAAAGAUUUGAAAAUAACUUGAAGGAAAUAUUUUUGUACAGUUAUAUAGUGUAAAAUGUUAUAAGUCAAAGUUAUAAAAAUUAUAGUUUAAGAUAAAGGAGUUCUAUUACAUAAGCUUAAGGCUAUUGAAUAUAGAGUAUUUUUAACAUGCUGUAUGGGUUGGAAGCCUGAAAGCUUCUGCCUUGUUUGUCCAAGUACACUGUCACAUUUGCACAAUGAGCUUGCCUCAGCUCAUGACUCUGCUUCAUUCUUGAUCCUGAUUGCUGCUUUCGGCGUAGGGCAAGCAUCAAAUGUGGACUCUUAAUACCUCGUCUUGAUAAAAGCUCUGCUACUUUCUGUGUACCAGUGGCGUGUUUCUUUUAGUUCUUAGUAGUGAGCCUCUAACUCCUUUAUUUUAUUUACUGGUGUUUUGAGUGGGGUCUCUGUGUAUACCCCAGGUCCCCAACUGCUAAGAUCACAGAAGUGCACUGUGUCCAGCUGUGAACUCCCAGUUUCCAGCUGUGAACUCCCAUUUUCUUGUAACUCCUUUUCCUCAAGGUGGAUUUUCCUCCAAAGAUAACAGCUUACUAUCUUUUCAGAUUAUAUAAGUAUGCCCGUUCAUUGUUGAGAAAUUAAAGCAAUGUGGAAAAGUACAAAAAUCAGUUGAAAUCUCAUCCUGUGUGUGACAACUACUUGUUGCUUGAGUAUGUCAGUGUGGCUACCCUGCACUGUGUCAAAAAGCAUGAUUCUUCUUUGUUCUCUCUUCCCUUUCUCUUGUUGGGUAGAGACCAAUACAAGAUCCUAGGGCAGCCUUGCAGGCAGGGCCCUGAAGCCACCACUAUAUACAAGAAUGAUAUGGUUUCUUAAGCAAGUCUCUUUCAGAGACCUUAUGAAUGAAACAAGCAGUCAGGGUUGCACUUGGAGAUCUGUAUCGCAGCUAAUGCUACCCUAACUGAUAGACCACCUUGAAAUCUGUUUUUCCUUAAUGUAAACUUGUUUACACACACCUUUGAAUGAUUAAAAAUUUUAAAUGUCUGUAUUUUUGCUUUUCCCCACAAAAUAAAGAUGUUUUGUGCA
Messenger RNA from Mesocricetus auratus (golden hamster), 6283 nucleotides. It is a transcript of the gene Ogfod1, whose product is annotated as 2-oxoglutarate and iron dependent oxygenase domain containing 1. Gene Ontology annotation, biological process: peptidyl-proline hydroxylation; regulation of translational termination. The transcript has 13 exons. Gene Ontology annotation, cellular component: cytoplasm. Gene Ontology annotation, molecular function: L-ascorbic acid binding; peptidyl-proline dioxygenase activity; iron ion binding. The record is from RefSeq and is a predicted model, not a curated record. NCBI's taxonomy places the organism in Eukaryota, Metazoa, Chordata, Mammalia, Rodentia, Cricetidae. Bases 71 to 1708 code for a protein of 545 amino acids.